Capsella rubella is the source of this 2389-nucleotide messenger RNA. RefSeq names its product DNA cross-link repair protein SNM1. The record is from RefSeq and is a predicted model, not a curated record. The transcript is spliced from 9 exons. Bases 394 to 1845 code for a protein of 483 amino acids. Lineage: Eukaryota; Viridiplantae; Streptophyta; Magnoliopsida; Brassicales; Brassicaceae. Gene Ontology annotation, biological process: double-strand break repair via nonhomologous end joining; protection from non-homologous end joining at telomere; interstrand cross-link repair. Gene Ontology annotation, molecular function: 5'-3' DNA exonuclease activity; damaged DNA binding.
AUAAAAGGAAGAAGAAUAAAAAUUGGAUCUUUCCCCUAAAAAUUGAAAAUUCUAAAAACCAAAAAAUAAAGUUUCGAUUUUUCGUAAGGAAGACCCAAUCGCCGAUAAAGCUUCCAAACGACGGUGACGGGUUUGAAGAAGGAAGAAGAAAGACGACGACUAUGCGAUUUUGAUCAUACAAAAAAUGACGUAGUGCUUUGGGCCCUUUUGUGUUUAAAUCUGUCUUCUUGCUGCUCCUCACGUUUUGUUUUGGGCUUUUUACCAUUUUUACUCUCUUCUCUUCUCUCUCUCUCGUGGAGACACUUCAAUGGCCAAAAAGCAACCUUUGGCGGGCGGGUAAAAAUUGACUCUUUUGACCUUUCGUUGUCAUAGGAGAGAAAAGAGAAAAAAAAAAUGGAGGUUUCUGAUGAAGAAGACGACGACUGGUUUGGUUCUCGUUUCAACGACAAUGUAAGUGAAGAAGAAGAAGACGAAGAGGGUUUUGUGUUUUAUGACGAUGGUGUUAAAGAAGAAGAGGGUUUUGCGUCUGAUUUCUACAAGGCUGGUUCUGAUUGGUCUUGUUUGGUGGAAGAAGAUGAAGAGGCCGUGUCUUCUGAGAAGAAGAAGAAGAUGAAACAAUCGAACUUGUUUCAGAUUUGGGGUUUACAAGAGAAUUCUCCUGAUACAACGAAGAAGAUGAAACAAACUGACUUGUUUCAGAUUUGGGGUUUACAAAAGCCUUCUCCUUUCACUUCCCCUGCUUCUACUUCGGCGAAAAAUACGGCCACUGGUCUUGGAAAGAGGCGUAGAGAUUCUUUGUUUAGCAAUGACUCGCCUCGACCAUGUCCUUUUUACAAGAAACUACCAGGAACACCGUUCACUGUGGAUGCGUUUCGCUAUGGUUGUGUUCAAGGAUGCUCUGCUUAUUUCCUUACUCAUUUUCACGCUGAUCAUUACAUUGGUCUCACUAAAGAUUGGUCUCAUGGUCCUAUUUACUGCUCCUCUCUCACUAGUCGUCUUCUUAGACUUAGUCUCUCUGUUAAUCCCUCGUUUAUUCAUCCGUUGGAGCUUGACAUUGAAUACACUAUUAAUGGAAUCAAAGUCACUUUAAUUGAAGCUAAUCAUUGCCCUGGUGCUGCUCUUAUUCACUUUCGUCUCUUAGAUGGAACAUGUUACCUGCACACCGGAGAUUUCAGGGCUUCGAAACAGAUGCAAACUCAUCCUCUCCUCUUUAACCAACGAGUUCAUGUUCUGUAUUUGGAUACAACAUAUUGCAAUCCUAGAUACAAGUUCCCCUCCAAAGAAGAUGUCUUAGGUUAUGUUGUGAGAAUCACAAAGGAUUUCCUCAGGAAGCAACCAAAGACUCUGAUUGUGGUUGGUUCUUAUAGCAUUGGAAAAGAAUGUGUUUAUCUUGCUAUUGCCAAAGCUCUUGGGGUUAAGAUAUUUGCAAAUGCUUCAAGAAGACGGAUCCUGCAAUCAUUUGGUUGGGAUGAUAUCUUGAAGAAUCUUUGUACAGAUGGGAAAACCACAUGUCUUCAUGUUUUGCCUAUGUCAUCAUUGAAAGUUGAAAGACUCGAUGAACACUUGAAGAUUUAUAGAGAACAGUAUGGAGCAGUUUUGGCAUUUAGGCCCACAGGUUGGACUUACUCCGAGAAAAUAGGCGAACACCUUGAUCUAAUAAAACCAACUUCAAGGGGAAAAAUCACCAUUUACGGGGUUCCAUAUAGUGAGCAUUCAAGCUUCACAGAACUUCGUGAGUUUGUUCAAUUUUUAAGGCCAGAUAAGAUCAUUCCGACCGUGAACAAUGCAGACGCUGCAAAUCGUGAGAAAAUGCAAUCAUGUUUCAGAGACUGGCUCAGACGCUGAGACUCCAGGAUGAUUGAUCAUUGAAGGCUUUGAAGCUUUCAAGGGAUGCUUAAUGAUUCAGUAAGAUCUUGGAUACUUUAAGUCUGUAACUAGUGAAUACAGUAGAAUUACUUGGGAGGGAUUCUUGAUAUUAUUUGAUCCAAAAGUUUAAUUCUCUUGUAUCAGUCUAGUAUAUCAUCAUGUGGUUAGUUCUUUUAAUUAUGAUGGUUGGGGAAGAAAAGAGUUCAAAGAAACAAUAGUGUCUAUAUGCUAUAUUUACUUCUCUUUACCUAGAAGAAGGCUUAGCAUCAACAUCAACAUCAACAUCAAGCUGAAUCGUUCAGUUCGCAAGACAAGCAAUGAGUAGAGAUAAUGCAAAUACAAUAAGACAAAAUCAGAUUAAAGAAGAGGAAGAUUCAGUAUCUGGAGAUGGAGGACUGCCAUUAACCUCAUUGCAAACACUGGGUCGCUGACUACUUCCUGUAUUAGUCAUAUUUAAAGUAACUAGACCAAUCUUGUAAAAUGUUCUAAGCCAAGGCCUUUUAUGUGGUGAAAGGGUUCCUAA